Messenger RNA from Peronospora matthiolae, 747 nucleotides. The record is from the annotation of a GenBank genome assembly. Lineage: Eukaryota; Oomycota; Peronosporomycetes; Peronosporales; Peronosporaceae.
AUGGACUUUUGCCGACUAUUACGCGACGAGCGUCGACGUGCCCGUGAGGCUACUGCUCGAACGCAUACGCCGAUCGUUGAGUCGAAAACAACCGAAAAAGUCGCGCCGGUCAAAGAGCCGCGUAUAAACUCGGUACACCAUGAUCCAUUAUUGAGAGUGUGGAAUCAAAGGUCAGUACAGCCAAUUGACCUGGAAACGUUCCGGCGAGGUCCGAUUCGUGGAGUGUAUUACAUUCCCGAUUGGAUAACGCCGGACGAGGAGGACGCUAUUUUAGAACGGGUGUAUACAAUCCCGGACGACAGCGAGAGUUGGGUACAACUGAAGCACCGCCGUCUGCAAAUGUGGGGAGGCGAAGUCAAGAGUCCGUUUGAAUCCACGCCACUGCCUCAAUGGCUCACGCAGAUCUGUCAGACACUAGUGGGUGUGGGGAUCUUUGGUGAAGAAAAGACGCCCAACCACGCACUGAUCAAUGAAUAUAGAGUGGGGGACUGUAUACUGCCGCACGAGGACGGACCGGCGUAUUUCCCAUUAGUUGCCAUCCUCAGCACAGGCGCGGACUGCCGUGUCACUUUUGAGCCACAUCGUGCAGCCAGUUGGAGCCACUCGACUCAGCACUCGACCUUCCAGCUACAACGUCGCAGUCUCCUCGUGUUCACGGCUGAAGCCUAUUCACGCUACUUACACAGCAUCGACAAUGUCGAAAUGGGUACACGCGUUUCCCUCACACUUCGCCACGUCGAUCUCUAA